Molecule: messenger RNA, 2253 nt
Organism: Bursaphelenchus xylophilus (pine wood nematode)
Lineage: Eukaryota; Metazoa; Nematoda; Chromadorea; Rhabditida; Aphelenchoididae
Source: the annotation of a GenBank genome assembly
AUGACUUUGGAUACGGGCUCGAUUCUACUGCUUCUCCUCGCGCUACCGUUUCUCGGCGAAGCUGCAGGUAAGUGGAAAGGAGGGUUAAAAAACGAAGCAAAAAUUUGGAGUGCCCGCUGGAGAAUGCUUAUUUUAGCCUGGCAAGGAAUUUGUGCAAGGCGUUAUGCUCAGAUUUUUUUCAGCAUUGCGAUUACAUUUUGGAAGUCAAUUAGCUUUACAAGAUAGAUACCCCCAUAUUUUCUCUAAAUUUUGCACACACGUCGGGCAUGGACUAAAUAUCAAUUCCUGAAAGUUUUAGCUCGUGCUUUGCAAGCGCCACCGAGAUAUUGAACCACCUUUGCCGCCGAGAGAGAACGCUAAAAGCGGAGAGCGGUCAGAGAGAAAAACGCUUUUUGGCUAUAACUUUGCUAGCUUCGUGUGGAAAAAAUUGAUUUUUUGUGGAAGCAUUACCCGUUUACGGUCGAAAUAGGUAUGAAAUUUUUCGUGCCCAGGUUCGCUAAAUAUUGUCAAACUCUCGCCGACUUUCGGUCUAAAAAUCUCGGUUGUUUCUGUAAAGCGCGAGCAAGGAUUCUCGCAUAUGUUUUAGGAAAAAAUAUUCUAAAUUUGUGCCUAGUUUGAUCAAAAUCUGAGCGUCGCACUUGGGGUACUUCCCCUGUUAGUAUUACUUAUUUUUUCAAAUUUUAAGUGGUGCUUUUUUAGUGCGCUCAAUACCCACAAUUGUUUUUGAUUUCCUAUGGAAGUAAAAGAAAAAUCUUUCAGGUUACAACAACGACCAAGCUGAACAUGACCACAGAUACAAUACCAUGCUAAACUACUUGUGUCACAAACAACCUACGCUGAGUAUUUGUGACAUCCGAAACUUCCGAAUCUUGGGCCCAGCCAAAGCUGAAAGAAGAGGUCCCAGCUCGGGGUGAGUUUGAAAACACGCUUUCAAAUAACUCUUUCUCUUAACUAACUUAUUCGAUAAAUUUUCUAUAAAUUCUAGAAAAUCAACACUACUGGAUGGAGAAGCCGGCCGUCGCUAUGAUCAGUCACUAGUCGACAGUGAUGACCCAAUGCCAACUCCUCCGCCGCUCCCGUUGCCGAAACAGCAUCGUGUCUAUCGGGAUGCCCCAAUGGAGGGAUUAGGAGAUAUUUCACGGCCAAAGAUGAUGGCGAAGAGGAAAGCGGCAAAACCAAAGAAAGAAGAAGUGAAAGCCGUGGAGGAAGAGGAAAUCGAAGAAGAUCAGGACGAAGAUGUUCAACCGGAUGCAGAGGCCGCAGAGAAAGAGGCCAUUGAUAAAGGCAAGAAGAAAGGGAAGGCCGAAAAGAAAAAGGCCGAGAAGCCGAAAGCAGAGGAGACAACUGAUGAGGUAAGACUCGAGUUGAAUUGCUAUUUUUCGAGUAGCAGUUUCAGAAAAGAUUAACUCGCUUCUUUUGAGUCAGCAGAGAUACAGUGGGGGGCCUGAUCCAGUGGCAAAAAAUGUACCAUUUUGCAUCCGGGAAGUAUCAAAAAUGUGGCAAAAUGCUUCCCUCUCCAAGUGAAAAAAACUUCGUUUUGAGCUCUUUCCCUCACAAAAAGAGCGGGCGCGCUUUUGAAACCGGAGUUUUUUCACUUGAAGAGGGAAGCAUUUUGCCACAUUUUUGAUACUUCUCGGAUGCAAAAUGGUACGCUUUUCGCCACUGGAUGAGGUCCUUUUCGGACCACACAAGCAAAUAAAAAUUUAACUUUUCAGCCAGAAGUCGAAGAGAACGAGGCUCUGAAAGAAGUGUUUUCUACUGCCACAGAGCUUCCGGAACCUGAGCCAGAAGAAGGGGAGGGUGAGUAAAGGAAAGCCCCGUAUUUUACACCUGAUUAUUCGAAAGCUUUACAGUCAAGUAGGUCCUAUUUCAGCCAACAAAACCACCACGGACGAAAAGCCCGCCGAGCCGAGGCAACCCUCGCAGACCGAAAAGCAACAAGAAGCCUACAAAAAGUAUCUCUACUACUAUCAAAAGUACGUUGAGACUCUGCAGCCGUCUUCUCAGCAGUACCAGACGCCCGUAUCUUACUCUGCCUAUCAGCCGAGACAACAAUAUUAUCAACGAUACUCCUAUCCGCAACAACAACAGCAGCAAUACUACUACCCACAGACUGUUGGGAAUGCCGGAUACAGUGGCUACAACUACGGUGGAGGAAGUGCCGGGCAAGCUGGUCAAUAUGGAAUUGGAACGUCAUUAAAUAUCCCCUAUGUUGGAGGAAUUGGAUGGUCAACUGGAGUCUAUGGCAAAUAG